GUUCGAUAGGCUGUGCGAUUUGUGUCAUGGAUGCAAGCACACGGGUCAUGGUGGCCAGUGCGGCACUGCAGUCGCGGAUGACGAUUCCUCCUGCCUACCAUGAAGAUAGCUUACACCACUAUAAGCUGGUGGACUCGAGCGCCAUCUCAAAGCAGCGCGCUGAUCGGGACAAGAUCAUCCAGGAAAUCGAAGCGAAACGGGCGUCGAAGCGAGCCGCAUCUAAAAUGGUGCAUCCUUUCGAAUCGGCACUUAGUGUCCAUGGCAACAAACCUCGGGUCAAGUCAUCUGGACCGAGCCAAUCCGUUCAAAAAUCCCAGCCCGCAUUACGUCGAGGAAACAACCACGACGACGACCAUCGCGUCGAGUCGUCGUCCACCCACCAGCGACGGCCUGUGGUCAAAACGCCUGGCGAGAGAUCGUACAUCCAACAGCUUGAGAACGAAAUCGCUCGACUCAAACACAUUUCCCCGCCUACAAGUCAACAAAGUGUAGACGAGCAAGUCCUACAACGUUUAGCCGAGUUCAAAGUGGCGCAACAACGAGAUCUGGCAGCCGUGGAACAGCUCGUCAAAGCUAAAAAGGACGCCGAGGCUCAGGUCUAUCAAAUGAAGCAACAGCUGCAUUCUUCACCUCAUGGGCCAAAUCACCACAACAUUGAGAAAGCAGCAUCACGAAGUCAUUCCAAGCAGCACGACCAACGUUCCAAUCACGUGGCACAACUUCAGCAUCAACACCAUAGGCAACCACCAAACCCAUCUCGUGGUCAGGAAGAGCCAAAAGCCAAUCCAAUGAAAACGCCGGCUGUGGUCCGGCCUGCGACUCUCAGCAGCAGCUGGGUGCCGACUGAUCGCAUUAUCGUCGCUGCCGACAACGAUGAGGACCUUGCAUUUGACUAUACGGACGGCGACGAAGGCGCCGCCCCAGCGUUUGACAUGGGCCCUCGCACGGCUAGUUCACUGGGCGAACCUCCUGGGUUUGACGACUUUGGAGACUCUCCACUGAAAGCUCCAGCCAAAUCGAUACACGACACCAUUUCAAAGCCACUCCCAACAUCGUGGGCCACUCGUGCGACCAUUACUGAGAAGUCCACACCAACUGCGACGUCGGCGGCGGCCCGCGACAGUCCCUUGGUCGAGACCCGAAAGGGUGGAUACUUUGAAGAAAAGGAACGGAUGAAACAAAAUCAGCUAGAGUUGGAGCAAAUGGCCAAAGAAAAGCUGGCACGAGCGCACCGUGCCAAGCCCCCUAUGGGUCUCCUGACCAACGAAACCAAGCUGCGGGAGCGAAAACAAAAACGAGUCGAGAACAUUUUGCUCGAAGAAGACGAGAAGCUCACGCCAUUCAAAGCGCGCGACGCGCCGCCCGUGAUGGACGCCGACGUCGAGUUAGUGGAACAUUUGCGCAAGGAACGAGUAGCCGCUCGAGCUGCCGAGCUGUUGGCCGCCAGCAAACUGCCCAGUCGGUUGGCGGAUGCGGCGGCGAAAGCCAAACCCAAGUCCCCGACCCAGCCCCGGCGCGUGCGCAUCAAGGCGGCACCUGUGCCGGACUUUGUGAUGAUGCAAACCGAGUGGAAAGCAGCGCUGCAGCGGGCUAAACUGAGCAAAGCCAGCACGCGGGUGGACGCAUUUUCCGUCACUGAUCCCGACAAGUUGGCUGCGUUGCAAAAGAAAAAGCAAGAGCGCCUCGAGCGACAGAAGUUAAAAGAGGAUGCUGAGCGAGCGGCUGCCGAGGCCAAACGAAAGCACGCGUAUGACAAGGCCAUGGAAAGUGCCAAAGGACAGGUCCAAGUGGUGGAAACCGAAGCGCAAAAACUGCGCACAAAAGCCGUCCAAGCUAAACUGAAGCAGCGCCAGAUCAAAGAAAAGGCCGAGGAAAAAGCGCAACUCCAACGAAAUGCAAAGAUCAAACAGUUGUCCAAACAAGUCAAGGCGGAGGUGACGCAUUUGGAAAUGCAGCGCCGCCAAGAAAAGGGCAAUUUCGUGGACCCGGACGAAGCCGCCAAAGCCAAAGCUGAGGAAAACAAGCGAUCGUUUCAAGAAGCCAUCCAGCGCAACAAGGAGCGCAUCUUGGGGGCGGUGGCGGCCCGACCGACGCUCAUGGAACGCUUUGCCAUUGACAAGAAGAAGGAGGAGGGCAAGCGACAAGCGUUGGCGGCGGUGGUGUCGAAUGUGUUUGGCAAGAAUCUUGCAGCGUUCAAAGGGGUUCUGACAGAGGGCGAAGAGGAUUUGGUCGAUGCGAUGAAUGUCAAGAGUGCCGCAGAUGAUGAUGACUAUGCUGACGACACGGAAACUUAAAACGAUGUUGUAAUCAAGAGGACUUUGCUUUCUCAA
Molecule: messenger RNA, 2330 nt
Organism: Aphanomyces astaci
Lineage: Eukaryota; Oomycota; Saprolegniomycetes; Saprolegniales; Verrucalvaceae
Exons: 11
Coding region: 27-2294 (755 amino acids)
Source: RefSeq, a predicted model, not a curated record